Hydractinia symbiolongicarpus is the source of this 1811-nucleotide messenger RNA. RefSeq names its product lipid scramblase CLPTM1L-like. The record is from RefSeq and is a predicted model, not a curated record. The transcript has 16 exons. Gene Ontology annotation, cellular component: membrane; endomembrane system. Lineage: Eukaryota; Metazoa; Cnidaria; Hydrozoa; Anthoathecata; Hydractiniidae. Bases 124 to 1725 code for a protein of 533 amino acids.
ACAAAAGGAUACCAGAGACACACGACUGCGACAGACAGACAGACAAGUUAUUCCUAGUUUUCUUUUCUACUACUUUAGCUACCUGAUAUAGGUAGCUAGUAAUAUUUUGGAAACAACCUGACUAUGUUGGGUGGAAUUACACUCACCCGCCUUAUCAUUGGAGCAUUUGUAGCAUACGUUUUAAACAGUGUUUAUGUUUUUUACACAUUAUUUAAUCCUAAAGAAUGUAAAGGAUACGCAGACAAUUGCCUUAUGCCAGCUUAUAAGCUAGAACAAUUCAACAAAAUAAAGAUAUCCGUUUAUGUUAGCCGCUUAAAAUCUCCCACAGAAUCUGAUUUAAAGCUUAUUUGGGAUUCUGGAGAUACAUCAGUAUUAGUUGCCCAAGAAAAAAUUGUCAAUGUAACAUUACCAUUUUCUACGAGACGAAAUGGGUCUUUGUAUGCAUAUGCUUUCCUGCAUCCCAUGAAAGAAAAUGCAGUCAGUAGUAACAAUAAUCAGAGAAUCACAUUUCAAUCACACUUGUUGACAAAGUUUAUGAUUCCGAAAGAUAAGCAGUUUAAUCUGAUCCAAGGAAAUAAAGAUCCAGCUGCUGUUUUACCUAUUACACAUAUCCAUCCAAAAAUCUCCAUUUAUGUUGGUGCUCAAGAUAGAAGAUUUCAACGUAAUGCAAUACCGCAUGACAUAUAUCACUUGUUGAAAACAAACAAAGAUGGAGAGUACCUCCCAUUGUUAUACAUUGAUCAACUAAGCAUGAUGAAAAGAUAUCUUUUACCAGUACAGAGAGAUACGGAAAAUGUAACCAUGCAGAUAUACGUCACACCAGUAUCACUUGGCAGAUUGAGACUUUGGGCCACAGUAGAACAAGCAUUGGGACAAAUGAAAGAUUUUGGUCUUACAGAAAACGAUUUAGAUGAAGUCAAAGGAAUAUUCACAGACACGAACUUGUAUUUUCUUGCAAUGACUUUUGUUAUUGCAAUAGUUCAUAUGUUAUUUGAUGUGUUAGCGUUUAAAAACGAUGUUAGUUUUUGGAAAAAGAAAGAAUCGAUGGAAGGGAUGUCUAUACGAACUGUUGUCUGGCGCUGUAUCUCGACUACUAUAAUAUUUCUCUAUCUGAUGGAUGAAAAGACAAGUUUAAUUGUGCUAGUACCGUCAGGAAUAGGUGCAGUAAUUGAGUUUUGGAAGGUAACCAAGGCGUUGAAGAUUAGUAUAGAAUGGACAUCGACACUUCCAAGACUGAAGUUCGGUGAAAAAUCCAAAUCAGAACAGCAAACCGAUGAAUUUGAUGUUCAGGCUAUGAAAUAUUUAUCGUAUGGUCUUUAUCCUUUGAUGAUGGCUGCAGCAGUGUACUCUCUUUUAUAUCAACCACACAAAAGUUGGUACAGCUGGUUAGUGAGGAGUUUAGUUAAUGGAAUAUACGCUUUUGGCUUCCUGUUUAUGCUUCCCCAACUAUUUCUAAAUUACAAGUUAAAAUCAGUAGCUCAUUUACCAUGGAGAGCUUUCAUGUACAAGGCCUUCAAUACUUUUAUCGAUGACGUAUUUGCUUUUAUUGUUGUUAUGCCAACAGCUCACCGUGUAGCCUGUUUCCGUGACGACGUCGUGUUUGUCGUGUACUUAUAUCAAAGAUGGUUGUAUCCGGUUGAUACGUCUCGUGCGAACGAGUUCGGCAUGACAUUCGAUGAUGACAACAAUACAAACACUGCGACGGAGACGAAAAAAGAGAAAUAACUUUUACUGGAAUUGUUUUUAAAAAUUAAAAAUAUUUAUUUUGCGCGUUUUAGUACUAGUUUUAAAGAAUCAAAUAAUAUUACCAA